This is a messenger RNA of Mercurialis annua (annual mercury), 3891 nucleotides long. RefSeq lists its product as uncharacterized. The record is from RefSeq and is a predicted model, not a curated record. The transcript is spliced from 8 exons. Gene Ontology annotation, molecular function: helicase activity. Bases 133 to 3537 code for a protein of 1134 amino acids. NCBI's taxonomy places the organism in Eukaryota, Viridiplantae, Streptophyta, Magnoliopsida, Malpighiales, Euphorbiaceae.
UGGAAGGAACAUUACUUCCAUAACUUCAGUCUCAAGCAAGGCUUUCCUUUUCAAGUGAAUCUUUGUUUCGUACGGCGCUUAAAAAUUUGUUCAGUUCAUUCACACAAACAGUGAAAAUCAACGAGGAAUCUGAUGAAGGACACUACUGAAAAUCGUAAAAAAUGGCCAGUAGGCAGAAGCUUGAUUGAUUCGGUAUUUUCUUGGUCCAUUCACGAUGUACUCCGCAACGAUCUCUAUAAACACCAGGUAAACAAAAUUCCAGAGACAUUCACAUCAGUAUCAGAAUACAUGAAUUACUUUGUACCUCCGCUUCUCGAGGAAACACGUGCUGACUUGUUCUCAAGCAUGACAAUGGUAUCUUCAGCACCCACCAGGGAAAUCUUCUCAAUUGAACUAUGUAAAGAUUAUCAACUUCCGAGUGAUUUGUUUUACAAGGUUUCACUACAAAGGACCAGAAACCCUUCUGAUCAUCCUGAGAUAACAACUUAUUAUGAUGAACCUCAGGUUGGAGAUCUCAUUGCAUUGACAGAUGUAGUCAGACCAAAAUGGAUUUCGGAUCUUAACAGGCCUAAAAGACCCUUCCUUCUUGCUUAUGUUCAUAAGAUUAACGACGAAAAUUCUGACACGUUAUCAUUACUUGCUUCCAAGCCCAUUAAUCUUGAAGAAGGCAUACCAAAAAGAAAUAAGAUCAUAUUUGGAGGACAUGGCAGGCGUCAGCAUGACAGAGAUCGUCUCGUUGUUGUUUAUUUAACCAACCUGACAACAAAUAUUCGUAUAUGGAAAUCACUGAACUCAGAACUGGAGAACCCUAAUACCAAACUAAUCAAAAGUGUACUUCAAGCUAAUUCAGCUGAUGAAGAAGAUUGUACUGAUUGCUUAUUGGAAGGAAAAAAUAGCGCUGAAUUUGCAAAGGCAAGGGAGACUUUAAUCAGGUCAAACAAAAUGCAUGAUUCCCAGGGAGAUGCAAUUGUUAGCUGCCUGUCAAUGAGGCAAUGCUAUCAUCAGAAUAGUGUCAAGCUAAUUUGGGGUCCUCCAGGAACAGGAAAAACAAGAACUGUUGGUUUCUUGUUGCAUUUUUUGUUUCAUAUGAACUGCAGGACACUUACUUGUGCUCCGACCAAUAUUGCAGUACUGAAAGUGACUGAAGGACUGCUAGGAUUAGUUAAAAAGAAGCUCAAGUUUGGUACUUAUGGACUGGGAGAUAUAGUUUUAUUCGGGAACGAGGAGCGAAUGAAGAUUUCUGAGAAUGACGAUUUUCUUGAUAUUUUUCUCGAGUAUCGAGCUCAUGUACUUUGUCAAUGCUUUAACUCAUUGUAUGGAUGGAAGGCCAGUUUGGAAUCAAUGAUGAAUUUAAUUGAAGAUCCUGAACUACUCUAUCGCAGGUACCAGGAGAGUUCAAAAGAGUUGUCAGAUGAUGAUGAUGAUGAGGACAAAACUGAGUUAAUUUAUGAAAAGUUCUGUAUUGAAAAGGUGGAAGAUAAAAACCUCAAUGACAAGAGUAAAGUAAAUAUUUGUAAGAAACAAAUUUUCCAGGCUUUGAAAGAAAACCAAUUAAAAGACAAACAGAAGAAGGUAAAAGAUAAGAAUAGCACUUGUCAAAGCAAGAAAGAAAAUGUACAGAACAAGAAAUGUGAUGAUGUUCUAACAUUUGAGGAGUUCAUAAAGAAACAAUUUAAAAUCUUCAAUGCCAGGAUGCAAUUUUGCAUUGAAACUAUGUAUACACACCUUCCAACAUGUAUAAUCUCAUUGAGGGUGGUGAAUAACAUGAUCACAGCUCUUUUUUUGCUUCAAUCUCUCGAAACUAUUUUGCAGGAAGUUCGAGUUGCUGAUUUCGGUUUAAGAGAAGCUAUCUGUGAUUUAGAAAAUAUAGGAGGCAGAGUUAGUCAUUGUUCAAAUUUAUUUACCAAGAGAAAGGAAUGCCUUAUGAUACUAAAAAAGCUACCUUCAUCAUUUGCAGUUCCAAAAAUUAUUGACAAUUAUUCGAUCAAACAGUUUUGCUUGGCAAAUGCUUGCCUACUGUUCUGUACUGUUUCUAGCUCUGCCAAGUUGCAUACAGAUGGAAUGAUGCCACUGGAAUUAUUGGUUAUAGAUGAGGCAGCGCAGCUUAAAGAAUGUGAAUCAACCAUUCCUUUUCAGCUUCCUGGUCUUCGCCACGCUGUUCUUAUCGGGGAUGAGCGCCAACUUCCUGCCAUGAUUCAAAGCAAGAUUUCAGAAAAGGCUGAAUUUGGAAGAAGUUUGUUCGAGAGGCUAGUCUUACUCGGACACAAGAAACACCUACUGAAUACACAGUUCAGAAUGCAUCCAUCGAUAAGUUCAUUUCCAAAUCGAGAGUUCUAUGGUGGACAAAUUCAUGAUGCUCCAACAGUUAAAGAAAGAAAAUAUCAGAAACAAUUUCUUCCUGGAACCAUGUAUGGCACGUAUUCGUUUAUCAAUAUAGCACAAGGAUUAGAGCAAUCUAAUGAUGGGCUUAGCAAGAAAAAUAUGGUUGAGGUUGCUGUGAUUUCUGAGAUGGUUGCGAGGCUUUUUACAGAAUUCACUAAAACUAGUAAAAGGAUGAGCAUAGGAGUUGUAUCACCCUACAAGGCUCAAGUUAAAGCUAUUCAGAAUAGAAUCGGAAAGACUUACAGCGAAAAUGUUGACUUUUCUGUAAGUAUACGUUCUGUUGAUGGGUUUCAAGGCGGCGAGGAGGAUGUGAUAAUCAUUUCCACUGUCAGAUGUAAUGGAAAUGGAUCAGUUGGAUUUCUGUCAAAUCAUCAAAGAGCUAAUGUAGCAUUGACUCGUGCAAAGUAUUGUCUUUGGAUACUUGGAAAUGCUUCUACUCUCAUCAAUAGCAACACUAUUUGGAAGAAACUAGUCAUCGACGCGAAGACACGAGGGUGUUUCCAUCAAGCAGAUGAAGACAAGAACCUGUCAAAAGCUAUAGUAGAUGUCUUGAUUGAGCUAGACCGAAUCGAUGUUUUACUGGCCAUGGAUUCUCUCCUGUUCAAAAAUUCAAAAUGGAAAGUUUGCUUAAGUGAUGAUUUUCGGCAUUCUAUUGCCAAACUAAAUUCUUAUAAUCGCCAAGAAGUAAUAUCUUUGCUGGGAAAACUUUCAAGUGGCUGGCAUCAAUAUGAUAACCAGAUAAAGACCAAUUUCCAUGAUGGAAAUUCCUCUGAGAUCCUGAAGAAGUACACUGUCAAUGGCAAUCUCAAUCUGAUGUGGACAGUUGAUAUUACCAAGGAAAAUUCAUACUUGAUUCAGGUUCUCAAGAUUUGGGAUAUCUUACCAUUAUCUGCUAUAGCAAACCUGGAAAAGCGGCUUGAUGCCAUUGUUGGGAAUUAUACAGUUGAUAAAAUGAAACGCUGCAAACACAAAUGUGUAGAAGGGAAUUUGGUUGUACCUAUGAAGUGGAUGGUGGAGUCAUUUGAAGAGAAUCCUGAGCAAGUUUUGUCAAGACCAUUUGCUUCACUCAGUCUCAGAGAUAGAACAAAAUCAUCAGCAACAACAACUAACAACAGAUUUAAGACGCAUGGUAGAGCAUAUUCAAGGAGGUGGUGAAGGCUUAGUUGCAAUCUACCGGGCAACAGUAUAGGUGCUUUAAUAUCAAAUGCUUGCAAAUUUUGACGUUUCUGGUAGUGAAAUGAGUUGUUAGGUUUCAAAUGUAAAUGCAUGAUUAGCAAAUACUUGCAUAUAUGGGGUUACAAAAAAUUGCGGUAGAAAUGUUAAAGUUAGUAUAUUUUGAUAAUUUAAUUUUUAUUUUCUUAACGUGGUGAAUUCAAGCGGAUUAUCAUUUACGUGGCCGAUAAAAAAUUAUGUGGCAUUUAAUUUUUCCGUUACCACAUAAGCAAUUAUUAACGGAAAUAAAUAAACUUAACUUUUGUACUACCCUUGUAUCCAACCAAAACCUUUCCU